AUGUCAGUCACAAAGUCCUCACCGGCCGAGGCUGUCCCCGGUGCCGUCAUUGCCAGUGCUGUGUCGAAGGCUUCUCCUCAGCUAACACAAUUGACGCCAAAGCUCGGCAAGAGAGUAAAUGGCAAGAAUUGGCACGAACCGAAAAAACCGUUCCGUCCCACUGCAGGCCAGACCAGCUAUGCCAAACGGAAGGAACAAGAGAAGGUCGCACAGAUCGCGAAGGCUCGCGAACAGGAGAUGAAAGACGAGAAAGAGGCGGAGCGGAGUCGACGUAUCCAGGCCAUCAAGGACCGAAGAAAAGCCAAAGAAGAGAAGGAACGCUACGAGAAGAUGGCUGAGAAAAUGCACAAGAAGUUGGUAGAGAGAAGGAGGCGGCGAGAGAAGAGGAAUAAAUUACUGAAGAGUUGA
Molecule: messenger RNA, 408 nt
Organism: Cladophialophora carrionii CBS 160.54
Lineage: Eukaryota; Fungi; Ascomycota; Eurotiomycetes; Chaetothyriales; Herpotrichiellaceae
Exons: 2
Coding region: 1-408 (135 amino acids)
Source: RefSeq, a predicted model, not a curated record